AUGCGCGGGCGUGAGUGCGGAUGGUUCCGCUGGAUCACUACUCAUGGCGGUCAAAGGACGCGAAUUAAGGAGUGCCUCAAUUUGCGUCAAGACCGUCAAGAGCUCUUCGUAAGAGAGGAUUUGUUGACCUAUCACCUUGAAGAGGUCGGGAUCACGAGAAAGUCUUCGCUCGAUUGCGUGGAAGCGGCGCAGUGCAACAUCACGAGAACCCUCGAAGGUGGGCUCUACAUCAUCCUUGAAGGG
Messenger RNA from Iphiclides podalirius (scarce swallowtail), 243 nucleotides. The record is from the annotation of a GenBank genome assembly. NCBI's taxonomy places the organism in Eukaryota, Metazoa, Arthropoda, Insecta, Lepidoptera, Papilionidae.